Lemur catta (Ring-tailed lemur) is the source of this 779-nucleotide messenger RNA. Its product is annotated as C-C motif chemokine 18-like. The record is from RefSeq and is a predicted model, not a curated record. Gene Ontology annotation, molecular function: CCR chemokine receptor binding; chemokine activity. NCBI's taxonomy places the organism in Eukaryota, Metazoa, Chordata, Mammalia, Primates, Lemuridae. Gene Ontology annotation, biological process: positive regulation of GTPase activity; cellular response to type II interferon; monocyte chemotaxis. Gene Ontology annotation, cellular component: extracellular region. The transcript has 3 exons. The coding region runs from base 113 to 382 and encodes 89 amino acids.
CCAGGGCAGCCUAUAAAAAGGAAGGAAGACGGCUCAGCUCCCAGAAGGAGGCCAGCGCUAGCGAGUUCCCAGCCUUCUCACUCUGCUCACACUUGGCUGCCUGACCAGCGUCAUGAGGGGCCUCGCAGCUGCUCUCCUCGUCCUCCUCUGCACCAUGGCCCUCUGCUCCUGUGCCCAGGACAGCGUCAGCGCAGCCACCUGCUGCUUCUCUUUCACUUCUCGGCAGAUACCCCGCAAAUCUGUGGUCGCCUAUCAUAAGACCAGUGACAAGUGCCCCACACCUGGCAUCAUCUUUGUCACAAAAAGGGGCCUGCAAAUCUGUGCCAAUCCCAGCAAUGCCUGGGUCCGGGACUACAUCAGGGACCUGGAGCAGAACUCCUGAGUGGUCAAGAAGAAACCAGUUGAAGGUGUGGGCAGAUUGGGAAACGUCCCUGCAACCCCAGAAAUCCUUUCUCCUCUGGGUACCUCCCCUCCCCACUAACCACAUGCUGAAAUCUUUCUUAACUUUAACUUAGUGAAGCUACUUAAAUAUUGUAAAUCACUUUACCCACUUGAUGUUUCCUCUGAGAAAUCAUGUGACAUCCUCUUGUCCCUAACCCCCUUCCCACCCGAUCAUACAGUGGUGGACUCGAGUUCAGGUGCUGGUGAAUGAUUGUGCUCCUCUCUCUAGGUAGAGUUCUGACCAAAUCCACCAACAGAUGCUUACUGAGUUUUUAUGAGCCCCUUACUCUGUUAAUAAAGUCAGAAUAAUAAAGAUUCUUUUUGCUUUCUAAAGUAAA